UGACAUCUAGAACUCCCACCUCAAAUUCAGUCCAGUAUGUUAGUAUUUUGACAGCUGUUGGGUGGCUGACAUAUACAAAAAUGGGUUUAGUAUUCCUUAAUAAAAAGCAAGGCCACUAAUAGAAAUUAAUUGGUGUGGUUUAGUGAUCUCAGGGACUAUGAAUUCUCAGUCCUCUUCCUUCCCUGCCAAAUCAGAGUAUACCUUCUUCAGCUGGGCUUAGAUUAAGGCCUAAGGUACAGCAACAUCUCUUAAUUCAAUUGGAAAAAACAAAAUUGAAAUGGAUCUAUUGUUUUCUCCUUUUCCCAGUGGGACUCCAGUCCAGACCACUGAAGUAUUCAUAUUUAAUUCCCAAGCAGACCAAACCUAGGAUAAAUGUAAAAAUUUUAAUCUAUGUUUUGUCCUCUUUUCAAAGAUUAAGAUAAUAUUUUUCAGUUCUAUUCCAUUUUUAAAGGUCAUAAUGGCAGUUAAUACUUUCUGAAUGAAAAUAUAAUUAAGCCCUGAGAGUUUUAACAUAUUUUAUGCUGCUAGACUAUCUGCUCCCUUUUUAAAUUCAUUCAUAAUAUAAACAUCACCUUAUUCCUUUCUGAUCCUGAUGAGGUGCUCAGGUUCCCACUGACUGGUAUAUUUGAUUCCCAUAAACAAUUUAUAGGGGCCAAAAUAAAAUGUGGGCAAACACAUAUACACAUAAUUGCCUAAUCUUCGGAUUUUCCUUUUUGGAAGAAAAAAAAAAAAGAAAGACAGAAAAUGCUUAAGCUCCCAACCCCUCCCUCCCUAAAUGAAUGAUUCACUAUGUCUAGUUUAAUCUGAAAGCCAAUGCAGAAGUAAGAACAUCCAGAAUACCAAGGAUGAAACCUUUGGUAUAUGAAAUGGGCAGACUUUUUGCCUUUUAGAAUUGUCUUGGUAAGAGCUGACAAAAGGACUAAUAGUCCUCAAUCAGCUGCUUGAGAAGGGAGGACAUCUGCCCCUGUUUUCCAUACAUUCAGUUCCCAGCCCUUGUGCCUUGAAAAGAGUCUGAAGACCAACAACCAGUUCUCAGACCCCCUUUUGUCUUAAAGAGCCAACCAUUACCAUAAUUCAUCUGAACCCAGCUGCCAUACCCAGUAACAGAGCUGAAGCUGUACCUGCCCUGGGUGUCUUAGAAGUCUGGGCUUGAGGUGAAGAGGAAAAAAGAGAAAAGGGAGAGACCUCUACUAAAAUACCCGUUAGACAGCUGCUCUUGGUUUUGCGAGGUCUAGAAACCCCUAUGGCUUCCAACGGAAGUCCAUCCUUUCUGGGAAGAUGGGCCUUGUAUCCUCCUGCCCUUUGUCCAUCUGGGAAGCCUCUAAUCCUUGUUGGUCAGGGCACUGCCCUCCAUGGAACUUGGAUUCCCUUGUUUUCCACUCCAUUUGUGAGCCGGGUUGGGCUGGACUGUUGCUGGGGUUUGGUGCUCUCAUGUGGCCAUUUACUAGGAAAUUGCAGCCUGUAGUUUUUUCUGGGCUCCUGCUCUCUCCAUCUCACUAUCUCAGUCUCUCUCCCGUCUCUUCCCUUCCCCCCAUCCUCUCUCCCUCCCUCCUUCCUUUCUUUUCCCCAAGCCAGGUAUGAUGAUGUCAAACAUGAUGCUGAUGCUACAGUUACAGACACAGCUCCUCCUGGCGCAGCCUCUCUGAUUCUCUUUGCCUUUCUGCUUCCAGCUCUGGGGGUUUUCAGACAAGUGCAUCUCCUAAUCAGGUCACAUUUCAUCUAGGACCCACCAUCCAUCUCUUCCCCCAAUCAUUUCAGUGGCGGAGGAGGAGGAAGAGGAGGAGAACGGGAGAAGGACUUUGGGCUGUUUAUGGUGAAAGGAAAUUAAGGCAAAGAAAUUUUAAAAAACAAAAACAAAAAUAAACAAAAGACUAAGCAAGCCCAAUCCAGAUCAAAGAUGAGCACUGGGGGCUUUGGGCUGCUGCUGCGGCGGCUGCUGCUGCUGCUGCUGCCCCUUCUGCUCAUUGCGGCCCCUGCACCCGGCUCGGCGGAGGGGGAUUCUAAGGGGGUCAAGGAUGGCGAGACCCCUGGCAAUUUCAUGGAGGAUGAGCAAUGGCUGUCGUCCAUCUCCCAGUACAGCGGCAAGAUCAAGCACUGGAACCGCUUCCGAGACGAGGUAGAGGAUGACUACAUCAAGAGCUGGGAGGACAGUCAGCAAGGAGAUGAAGCUCUGGACACCACCAAGGAUCCCUGCCAGAAGGUAAAAUGCAGCCGACACAAAGUGUGCAUCGCCCAGGGCUACCAGAGGGCCAUGUGUAUCAGCCGCAAGAAACUGGAGCACAGGAUCAAGCAGCCUGCCCUGAAGCUUCAUGAAAACAAAGAGGGCUUUUGUAAACCAUGCCACAUGACCCAGCUUGCCUCUGUCUGUGGCUCUGAUGGACACACUUACAGCUCCAUGUGUAAACUGGAGCAGCAGGCCUGCCUGACCAGCAAGCAGCUGAGCGUGAAGUGCGAAGGCCCGUGUCCCUGCCCCACGGAGCAGGCCCCGGCCUCCACCACCGACACGAAGCCAGAAACCUGUACAGGGCAGGACCUGGCAGAUUUGGGGGACCGUCUGCGGGACUGGUUCCAGCUCCUUCACGAGAACUCCAAGCAGAACGGCACAGCCAACCCCGGAGCCAACCCUGCCAGCGGGCUGGACAAGAGCCUGGGGGCCAGCUGUAAGGACUCCAUCGGCUGGAUGUUCUCCAAGCUGGACACCAGCAACGACCUGUUCCUGGACCAGUCUGAGCUGGCCGCCAUCAACCUGGACAAGUAUGAGAUCUGCAUCCGCCCCUUCUUCAACUCGUGCGACACCUACAAGGACAGCCGCGUCUCCACUGCCGAGUGGUGUUUCUGCUUCUGGAGGGAGAAACCACCCUGCCUGGCUGAGCUGGAGAGGAUACAGAUCCAGGAGGCAGCUAAAAAGAAACCUGGCGUCUUCAUCCCCAGCUGUGACGAGGAUGGCUACUACCGGAAGAUGCAGUGUGACCAGGGCAGCGGCGACUGCUGGUGUGUGGACCAGGUGGGCCAGGAGCUGACCGGAACCCGGCUGCACGGGAACCCAGAUUGUGAUGACAUCGUGGGCUUCUCAGGGGACUUUGGGAGCGGCGUCGGCUGGGAGGACGAGGAGGAGAAGGAGACGGAGGAGGCGGGAGAAGAAGCGGAGGAGGAGGAGGGCGAGGCGGGCGAAGCGGACGAUGGAGGCUACAUCUGGUAG
Gracilinanus agilis (Agile Gracile Mouse Opossum) is the source of this 3199-nucleotide messenger RNA. It is a transcript of the gene SPOCK2, whose product is annotated as SPARC (osteonectin), cwcv and kazal like domains proteoglycan 2. Gene Ontology annotation, molecular function: protein binding; calcium ion binding. The transcript has 11 exons. Lineage: Eukaryota; Metazoa; Chordata; Mammalia; Didelphimorphia; Didelphidae. Bases 1898 to 3199 code for a protein of 433 amino acids. The record is from RefSeq and is a predicted model, not a curated record.